UGCCGACGUCGACAUUAAUAACACUUGGAAUCUCAUCAAUUGCUUCUACUGAACAUCAAUUCCAAACCGAGCAGAAACAAACAUGUCGUCGAGUCUGAAGCCUCUCGUCCUCCACGCCCACACUACCGGGCCCAAUCCAAUCAAGAUUGCCAUUGCUCUUGAGAAGCUCGGCCUCCCUUACUCGGUCAAGCUUUGGGAGUUCGGCGAUGACAGCGAGAACGGACUCAAAGGCUCCAAGUUUCUUGCCAUCAACGAGAACGGUCGUGUACCCGCUCUUGAGGACCCCAACACUGGAGUCGUGUCAUGGGAGUCUGGCGCCAUAAUGAACUACAUCAGACGAAAGUACGACACCAACAACCAAUUGGGACCUCAGGGAAAGAGUGAACAGGACAUUGUCGACUUCGAGAAGUGGGAGUACUUCCUACUUACGACUUUGGGACCAAUGACUGGACAGACCAACUGGUACAGACACUACAACGAGACCAAGAACGAGGAUGCUUUGAACAGAUAUGUAGCACAGACACACCGCUGCUAUCAAGUUCUCGAAGGCCAGCUGAAGAAGACUGAUGGCGACAGUAUUCUGCCUGGAGGAUAUACUGCUGUCGAUGCACACUACGAGCCUUGGGUUCGUCAGCAUGCUUAUGCAGAGUUGUCGCUCGAUGAUUACCCAUUGGUCUCGAAGUGGUUGAAGAAAUAUGGAGAGACUGCGGAGGUCAAGGCUGCUUACAAGAAAAUUCAGGAUGCAGCUUCGUAAGCUGAACAAAUGCUCUUCUCCACCUUGAUAAGAACUACAAAAGUUUUGUCACAUUUCGCGGCUUCUAAAUCUUCAACGGGAC
Messenger RNA from Aureobasidium subglaciale EXF-2481, 836 nucleotides. RefSeq lists its product as uncharacterized. NCBI's taxonomy places the organism in Eukaryota, Fungi, Ascomycota, Dothideomycetes, Dothideales, Saccotheciaceae. The record is from RefSeq and is a predicted model, not a curated record. The transcript has 2 exons. The coding region runs from base 83 to 754 and encodes 223 amino acids.